AUGCGGCGCCGCGCCGUCACGGCACUCCUGCUGCAGUAUGCCACUGCACUCAUCAUGACGCCGGCAGCACGCAACCAGCUCACGCGCCGCCGCGCCACCGAAACGACCGACACCGACUUCGCCGACGCCCAGUGGCAGCUGUACGCGGCGCAGUCGGGCCGGUGGGAGGGCGUCUGGACGACGUUCGACAGCCAAGGCAUCGAACAAUUAGCGCAUACGGGCUGCUGGGACGUCUCGCUGGACGGCGACGACGCCGUCCAUAAAAUGGAGGUGCCCGGGCCCGACGGCUAUCCGCGGCAGAUUCCCGUCGGGACGUACACGAAAGGGAAGCUCGGACGGCAGACGUGUGCGGGUGCGGGCAUGGUGUCCGGGCCUACGUUACUAAGGAGUGGGCUGAUGUCUACCGAGUUGCUAUUGAGGUACGGCGCGUCGCGGUUACGCGUGGCCGUGCAGCACGCCCCGGCGGAGGCCAAUGAAGGCGUCGAGGACGCGGUGCCCGCGUUACUCUGCUUUAGAUGUGUCGUCGCGAGGGAGCGGUGCGACGCGGAGCUAGGAGCACCUACGAGAGAAGUGGAGGCAACAAGGUGGCAAGGCCACGAGGAUGAUUUACCAGAUGAUAAAGAUAAUACGCACUUCUGGAAGGGGAGAAGCCCCUAUUCCUGGAGAAGAGACUGGGUCGGCGAGAGCGACGUUGCGAUAAGGGACACGCUCGAGCAUUUCGAAUUGCCCGACGGUCUUGAGGAGGACGAGUCGUGGCACGAGUCGACGCGGAGCGGCGAGGCGUCCUACAACCUCGCCUUGCCGGGCGGCAUCCGCGUGCAAGCUCCCCAGAUCAUUCCCGCGGCUGUUCCAGUGCCCAUCCGCGUCGCCUGGAUGCCCAACGCCCAAACUCUCUUGAGGGCGGAGGGCGUCGUGACGGCUCUGGAAGCGGUCGAAGGUAGUGACGAGCGGCUCGCGCCGCCUAGGUUGGUGACCUUCCGCGCGGACUGCCUCAAAGAUAGAGGGCCGAAACCAGGGGAUCCUAUUUAUGUCGAUCCUGAACCAGGAGAGUAA
Pelagomonas calceolata is the source of this 1053-nucleotide messenger RNA. Lineage: Eukaryota; Pelagophyceae; Pelagomonadales; Pelagomonadaceae. The record is from the annotation of a GenBank genome assembly.